Molecule: messenger RNA, 2355 nt
Organism: Drosophila busckii
Lineage: Eukaryota; Metazoa; Arthropoda; Insecta; Diptera; Drosophilidae
Product: adhesion G-protein coupled receptor G2-like
Biological process (GO): cell surface receptor signaling pathway; G protein-coupled receptor signaling pathway
Cellular component (GO): membrane
Molecular function (GO): G protein-coupled receptor activity
Source: RefSeq, a predicted model, not a curated record
UGUUUAUUACUUGGCAAGCUUCACUUGUGAUUCAAAGCCGACAGUUGAAUUCACAGCUUCCGUAGGUAACGACGCUUUUUAACAAUGUUUAAGCACAACUGGCUAAUUGUGCAAUUGUUUGUCUGGGCUUGGAGUCUGCUGUGCUACGGACAUGUGCGUCUUCUUGAAGUUAACACCAGACGCAGCAUACAACUGUUUCCACAGCUGCAUUGGCAAAUAGGAAACCAAAGUGCAAUCGCUGCUACUUAUUGUGAACCAACAGACUUGCAACAGCGCUAUGAGUUUAUAUCUCAAAAUGGCAGAAGGCUAUGGCAGGUGCAACCAAAUCAUUUACCACGCACUGCAGCCGGUGAAUUUGCGAAUCUACGCAAUCUGUGUUUGGAUGAGAAAGGAUUGCCCAUCCGUCUGCGUUGUCUGAACAACGCAUCAGUUGCUGUUUGGCAGCAUCUCAAUAAUGAAACUUUGCGCUGUCGCUCAGCUAACAAGUUUAGUCAAGAGCUGCAUCAGCUGAGCACAGAUAAGGUUAGCUUGGUGAAGCUCAGAAGUCUUUUGAGCGAGGCUCACGGCAAGCUAACAGCUGCGGAUGUUUACAGCACAGCUACUAUUGUAGCUAAGCUAGUGCAGCAGGCAAACAAGACAAGCGAGCUUAGCUUGAGCUUAAUAAGCAUUUGCCAGCAUAUAAUGAGCGCAGAUAAACAGACGCUGGCACUCUCAGCUGAGUUGAAUUCCACAAACAAGUUGCUGAGCCAGUUUGAGCAAUAUAUGGAUGCAUUGCCACAAGAGCUCUGUGGACAGCCAAUGGCUAACAGCAUGGAUAUGGAUGUGGAAGCCAUUAGGUUGGCCAACAUGGGAGUGCAGGCCUGGCUUAGCAGCAAUCUGAGCGUGUUUUUUGUCAAUCCCCAGUGUCAAAGUAUUACGGGCAUUGCAGUUUACUCAGCGGCAGCUGCUGAUCGCCAAGCAAGCAAGAGCGGCUUCUGGUAUCGCUUGCUCUAUGCGCAUGAAAAUCUGGAAAAACUUUGUAUGGACACGCAGCUGGAGACGGCUGCUUAUUUGCCUGCAUCGCUUUGGCAAGAACUGCUUGCUAGAGGCGCCUCACACUUGGUUCUCAAAGUUUAUGCGCAUGCUGCGCUUUUUGUGGAAAAUCAGCUUAGCCGGCAACCUAGCAGCCAAGUUCUGUCUAUAAGCAUACCAGGCUUUGAGCGUAAGUCCCUGCCUGAGCCGGUGCCGUUUCUGUUGCGCAAUCCCAAUUAUCAACUGUCGGCAGCAGACGGAGCAGCCGCAGCAACCGAAGGCUGCGGUUACUGGAACUAUGGAACUUGGCUAAGUGAUGGCGUUACCACCAGCAGUGCGCAGCAGCCAAACGUGCUUUGUCAUGCCCAGCAUCUCACUCAGUUUUCGUUUCUUGUGGGCGGCAGCUACGCACAGCUUGCUGAGACUGAAUUGGCUGCCAAGUUGCUGUGGCAUGAACAGCUCCUGGAUACUAUUACCUAUGUGGGCUGUGGCCUUUCGUUGUUUGGACUGCUUGGUAUAUUUUUGACCGCAGUGCUGGUUAAGCAGUGGCGUAGUCAGGCUUCUACAAAAGUGCUGCUGCAUCUGUGUCUGGCAUUAAGCUUUCAGUUGCUGCUCUUUGGCGUGCUGGGUAAUAACAAUUGGUCCGACUCCAACUGGCAACGUUGCUUGUUUUUGGGCGCAGCUUUGCAAUACUCUGUGCUGGUCAUUUUCCAUUGGAUGCUAAUCAUAGCUUAUUUGCAGUUUCAGCGCUAUGUUACAGUUAUAGGCGUGGCACGCCCACAGCACUAUAUAUUAUACUCUGCUUUAGUAGCCUGGAUUCUGCCCUUCUUUCCCACAUUGCUUGUGGUAAUCUUCGAUGCAGAUUCGUUUAAGCCCUCUGCACAUCAGUUCAAGACUCUAGCCACAGCUCUUUGUUAUCCUUCGGGUUAUAGCCUGGCUCUUGGCGUGUUGCUACCAGUUGCAUUGAUAAUAAUCGCCAACGCUUUUAUGCUGCUUAGCAUCUUAUAUAGCGUCUACCGCGUUCUGCAUCCUCGGCGACAGCAUAUUAUACAGCAGAUGCGUCUCUCAGUGCUUUUAUUCUUUCUGCUGGGCUUAAGCUGGAUCUUUGGAUUGUGCACCUACAUGCAACUGGGCCUCAUAUUUUCAUAUCUCUUUUGCCUCACGGCCACUUUGCAGGGCUUUGUGCUGUUUGUUUACUUUGUGCUGUUGAGUGCAGCCAACCGCCAUGCCUGGUUGACCUUUCUAUGUCCCAUUCAAAUGAAGAUGAAUGUGCCUCAACGCCACACAGAGCUGCAAUCGAUGAGUAGCUUAACGACAAGCGUGUCUAAGAGUUUGCCCAGUUAA